This is a messenger RNA of Triticum dicoccoides, 1907 nucleotides long. RefSeq lists its product as uncharacterized. The record is from RefSeq and is a predicted model, not a curated record. The transcript is spliced from 10 exons. NCBI's taxonomy places the organism in Eukaryota, Viridiplantae, Streptophyta, Magnoliopsida, Poales, Poaceae. Bases 1 to 1521 code for a protein of 506 amino acids.
AUGGCUGCACACGAGGGCUGCCAAGUCGGUCCUGAGAUCGCUCAUCUCGUCUGGCUUUGCCCACUGCUGCUUCCAGACCUGGCCCAUCGUCUCCAAGAUGCAGUACUACCUGCCCUCUUUGGCUCCUUCGACAACUUCCUCCGGGCGCUUCGGUGUGGAUCCUACCUUAUCUCGUCGGACCUCGGCAAGGUGAUCAAGCCCAAUGUCGUGUUCCCGUGGGAGUGCGGGCUAAGUGACUACGAUAUUGUUAAGUGUGAUGUUCAGGCAAGCGCGCUGCAGGCUAUCAUGUUUCUCGGUGAGGAGAAGGUAGCCACCAAACUGGAGUACCUGAAGAAGACGUUCAGGUGGGCUGAUGCCGAACUGAGCAUUAAUGGGCGUGCGUGGCGUGUGGCGGUUCGCUCGUGCGGCUAUGGGGUGGGGGAAGGCGGCGGCACAUCCUUUUGUGCUCUCAUUCGUCCCCCUCGUCUCUCUCUAGACGCCGCCGCCGCCAGCCAUCCUCUCCUCCCAGCCUCUUCUCCUCCCCAUCGGCCCCCUCACCCCCGUCUUGCAUCUCCAGAAGGGCGCUGUCGUCAUCCGCGGCGCCGGGGAAGGGGCGGAAGUGGAGCCUGCUGUGGCGGAGCGGAUCCAGGGACGACGCCGGGGGUUGUGAGACGUCCUCGACCUCGUCGUCCGCCGCCGCGUUCUUGCAUCUCCAGAAGGGCGCCAUCAUCGUCCGCGGCGUCGGGGAAGGGGCGGAAGGGGAGCCGGUUGUGGCGGAGCGGGUCCAGGGAUGGCCCCGGGGGCUACGAGACGUCCUCGACCUCGUCAUCCGCCGCCUCGGUCGUCGCGGCCGUGGCGCGCGCGCCGCCGGCGGACUUUCGCGUGAUCAGGCAGGAGUGGGCCGCCGUCCGCGUCCAGGCCGCCUUCUGCGCCCUUCUGGCGAGGCGGUCACUGAAGGCGCUGCGGAGGAUCGAGCGGCUACAGGCGCUGGUGCGCGGCCGGCUGGUGCGGAGGCACCUCGCCGUCACUCUCAGCCGCAUGGAGGCGCUGCUGAGGGUGCAGGAGCGCACCAUGGAGCGCCGAGCGCGCUGCUCCGCCGACGCUCAGUCACAGGACCUCAACGGCUUUGCCGAUCCGCUCAGGGAACCUGAGCUGUAUAUGAAGUUCCACAUACAUGAAUCUCCACUCAUCUGGCUGAGAUCCACCACUGAUGACACGAGUCUGCUACCCUGCUCUUGUGAAGGUAACCGAAGGCCUGCGCCUCCCACCGUGAUAUCUUCUCUUUGCUUGCACCUCUUCAUGCGAGUUGUCUUCCUACCGCGGCAUCACGGAUCUGCAGGGAUGUGCUUGGUCGUGGAAGAGGGGGUGGCACUAUCUUUCGUCCUUCUGAUCAGCACUACUCCGUCAAAUGCACUAAGGAAUGUCUCAUGGAAUUUCUCAAUCCAAUUGUUGAGCACUUUGGAAAGCACAUAUCUGUGUCUUCGUCUUCAAUCCAUCAUUUUCCAUAACCUUUCCAAAUGGGGGCAGUAUGACAUUGAUUGAUCGCUUCGUCUUCAAUCACUCACUGUCCAUAAACUUCCUAAGCAUGCAACAUGAUUGAUUGCUCAGGAAAAGGAUCUCCAAUCAGGAUGCAUCAAUGUGUAUGCGAUCUGUCUAAUGUAAUUAACUCCAUAGUUUGCUCGUAAGUUUUAUAACAGCAUUGUAAAUAAGUAGCAGCGCCGUACUGAAAGCCUGCAACAACAGCUAAAUGGGUCAAAGUGGCGGGUGGAGUUCAUGUGAAGUGCCACCUAUGAAGUUCAUUCACAAGGCGGUUGAAUAAAGCCACUUAUUAGUAUGUUUAAUAGCAAUGGCUAUGUAGUUCUUUCUUUAUUAUGUUGCUGCUCUUAUUACUUUAUCUCCAAUAUUCGCUCUUUUGGUACCGAACUUAA